Cooperia oncophora is the source of this 327-nucleotide messenger RNA. The record is from the annotation of a GenBank genome assembly. NCBI's taxonomy places the organism in Eukaryota, Metazoa, Nematoda, Chromadorea, Rhabditida, Trichostrongylidae.
AUGAUAGCUUUGAUUCCUGUCUUUCUGCUGACUGAUUUGGUGCUGUACAAGCCGAUGAUUGUGCUUGAAUCGGUCUCCUACAUUGCGGUCUGGUCACUUCUCGUAUUUGGCAGUACUGUUUUCGCGCAACAGAUGGUUGAACUUUUCUAUGGUUGGGCCACGGCAACCGAAAUAGCAUAUUUUGCUUAUAUCUAUGUGAAAGUGUCAAAGAAACACUUUAGAAAGGUAACUUCGCUGACUCGUGGUGCUCUUCUGUUUGGAUCUUUCCUGUCGUAUGCGAUUUCUCAGCUCAUUAUUGUCUUGAAAUGGGGACGUACCAAACACUGA